This is a messenger RNA of Saitoella complicata NRRL Y-17804, 1998 nucleotides long. It is a transcript of the gene ACL1, whose product is annotated as putative ATP-citrate synthase subunit 1. Gene Ontology annotation, molecular function: ATP citrate synthase activity. Bases 1 to 1998 code for a protein of 665 amino acids. Lineage: Eukaryota; Fungi; Ascomycota; Saitoellomycetes; Saitoellales; Saitoellaceae. Gene Ontology annotation, biological process: tricarboxylic acid cycle; acetyl-CoA biosynthetic process; fatty acid biosynthetic process. The transcript has a single exon. The record is from RefSeq and is a predicted model, not a curated record. Gene Ontology annotation, cellular component: cytosol.
AUGGUCUCCACAUCACCAAACGGCACCGCUACCCCUCCGCAGCGCAGGGCCAACGACCUCAUUGAGCGUUUCCCUGAGACCGCUACUCCCUCCAACGAGCCCAAUGAGCUCUUCCAUGCCAAGACCCGUGCUUUCGUCUACGGAAUGCAGCCCCGUGCCGUCCAGGGCAUGCUCGACUUCGACUACAUCUGUGGCCGCAAGAUUCCCUCCGUCGCCGCCAUCAUCUACCCCUUCGGUGGUCAAUUCAUCUUGAAGCAGUACUGGGGUACCAAGGAAACUUUGUUGCCCGUCUACCGUACCGUCGACGAGGCCGUCAAGAACCACCCCGACGUCGAUGUUGUCGUCAACUUUGCUUCCUCGCGUUCUGCGUACUCUGCUACCAUGGAGUUGAUGGACUACCCCCAACUCCGCUGUAUCGCCAUCAUUGCCGAGGGUGUCCCCGAGCGUCGCGCCCGUGAGAUCUCGGAGGUUGCGCGUCAGAAGGGCGUCACCAUCAUCGGUCCUGCAACCGUCGGUGGUAUCAAGCCCGGAUGCUUCAAGAUCGGUAACACGGGUGGUAUGAUGGACAACAUCGUCUCCUCCAAGCUUUACCGCCCUGGAUCCGUUGGAUAUGUUUCUAAGUCUGGUGGUAUGUCGAACGAGUUGAACAACAUUAUUUCUCAGGUUACGGAUGGUGUGUAUGAGGGUAUCGCUAUCGGUGGUGACAGGUACCCCGGUACUACCUUUACCGACCACUUGCUGCGUUACGAGGCCGACCCUAAGUGUAAGAUCCUUGUCAUGUUGGGUGAGGUCGGUGGUGUUGAGGAGUACCACGUCGUCGAGAUGGUCAAGAACGGACAGAUCAAGAAGCCCGUCGUCGCAUGGGCUAUCGGUACCUGUGCCGGUAUGUUCACCACCGAGGUCCAGUUCGGGCACGCUGGUUCCUUCGCCAACUCCCAGCUCGAGACUGCCGCUGCCAAGAACUCUGCUAUGAGGGAAGUCGGUAUCCACGUCCCCAAUACUUUCGAGGAUCUUCCUGAGGUGUUGAAGAAUGUUUACGACGACUUGGUCAAGGCGGGCAAGAUCACCCCCGGACCCGAGCCCGAGCCACCAAAGAUCCCCAUCGACUACGCAUGGGCCCAGGAACUCGGUCUCAUCCGUAAGCCUGCUGCUUUCAUCUCUACCAUCUCCGAUGACCGUGGUCAGGAACUUCUCUACGCCGGUAUGCCCAUCUCCAAGGUCUUCGAGGAGGACAUCGGUAUUGGUGGUGUCAUCUCACUACUCUGGUUCCGUCGCCGUCUCCCAUCCUACGCCACCAAGUUCCUCGAGAUGGUCCUCAUGCUCACCGCAGAUCACGGUCCCGCCGUCUCUGGUGCAUUGAACACCAUCGUCACCACCCGUGCCGGAAAAGACUUGAUCUCCUCCCUCGUCUCCGGUCUCCUCACCAUCGGUACCCGAUUCGGUGGUGCCCUCGAUGGUGCCGCGACGGAAUUCUCGAACGCCUUCGACAAGGGUCUUUCUCCCCGUGCUUUCGUCGACACUAUGCGUAAGCAGAACAAGUUGAUCCCUGGUAUUGGACACAAGGUCAAGUCUCGCAACAACCCCGACUUGCGUGUCGAGUUGGUCAAGCAGUACGUCAAGGCCAACUUCCCCUCCACCAAGCUCUUGGAUUACGCACUCGCCGUCGAGGCCGUUACCUCAUCCAAGAAGGACAACCUCAUCCUCAACGUCGAUGGUGCUAUCGCCGUGUGUGUCGUUGAUUUGUUGCGUUCGUCUGGUGCGUUCACGCCCGAGGAGGGAGAGGAGUACUUGAAGCUUGGUGUUCUAAACGGAAUGUUCGUCCUUGGACGUUCGAUUGGUUUCAUUGGACACCAUUUGGAUCAGAAGAGGUUGAAGACUGGGCUUUACAGGCAUCCUUGGGAUGAUAUCUCUUAUGAGGCGCCAGGGUUGGCUGGACAGGGUGUUGCUGGUGCUAUGGAGCAGAGAGUUGAGGUUGAUGCUGUCAAGACUAAGCAGUAG